UGAAGAAAACACGCGUCUAUUUCGACGCGAUUCACGAUGACACUUGUGUUACCACUGACCUUGCUCUGUAUCAUUCAUCAAGUAUAAUUAAUAACAAGUUUAUUGAUCCUCUGAGGAAGAAUAAAAUAAAUAAUUUAUCACCGUUUUAUAAACAAAAGUCCUCAGGUUAUUAUUUAAAUGAGUAUGAUGAUAAUUAUAAAAUGCGUGGUGACAGAAAUAAAUAUAAAAAAGUUUGUCAUUAUUUCAAUUUAAUUACUAUUUUUGCUUUGGUGAUUAUCGGUUCGCAAUCGGUAAAUGCUAAACCAGAGGUAUUUACAAAUGCUUUUUUGGUAAAGAUGAAACAACCCCUCGUUAGAGAUAUCGCUGAUCAGGUGGCUCAGCGAAAUGGAUUUCUUAAUCUUGGUCCGGUUUUGGGCAGCCAGACAGAUUAUCAUUUCGUUCACAAUGCUCUACCGCAUGCAAGAACUAAAAGAUCCGUACCUCAUACAAGACGGCUUAAGAUAGAUCCUUUGGUUCACACAGCAGUACAGCAGAUGGGUUUCAAACGAGUAAAAAGGGGAUAUCGUCCUUUAAGUGUGGAUAAUCUCGUGCCAUCAUACGACAGAAAGUUAAUUAAGGAGCAAGCAAGCCAGGAUCCAACGGACCCAUACUUUCAAUACCAAUGGUAUCUUAAAAACACUGGACAAAAUGGGGGAAAACCUAGACUUGACCUUAACGUCGAGGUAGCAUGGGCUCAGGGUGUUACCGGAAAAAAUGUUACGACUGCUAUAAUGGACGACGGUGUUGAUUAUAUGCAUCCAGAUUUAAAAUUUAAUUACAAUGCAGAAGCAUCGUACGAUUUUAGUAGUAAUGAUCCUUAUCCAUAUCCUCGAUAUACAGAUGACUGGUUCAAUAGUCAUGGAACAAGAUGUGCUGGAGAAGUGGCUGCAGCGCGUGAUAAUGGGGUUUGUGGAGUUGGGGUAGCGUAUGAUUCUAAAGUUGCUGGAAUUCGUAUGCUAGAUCAGCCGUACAUGACUGAUUUGAUUGAAGCAAAUAGUAUGGGUCAUGAACCAGAUCUUAUUGAUAUCUACAGCGCUUCAUGGGGGCCUACUGACGAUGGAAAAACCGUAGAUGGCCCGAGAAAUGCAACUAUGCGAGCUAUCGUCCGAGGAGUUAAUGAAGGUCGUCGAGGAUUAGGGAAUAUUUAUGUAUGGGCGUCGGGUGACGGUGGUGAAGAAGAUGAUUGCAAUUGUGAUGGUUAUGCAGCAAGUAUGUGGACAAUUAGUAUUAAUAGUGCAAUAAAUGUUGGACAAAAUGCUCAUUAUGAUGAGAGCUGCUCGAGUACACUCGCAUCGACAUUCAGUAAUGGUGCUAAAGAUCCAAAUACUGGAGUGGCGACAACAGACCUUUAUGGAAAAUGUACAACAACACAUAGUGGCACGUCAGCUGCCGCACCAGAAGCUGCUGGAGUAUUUGCAUUGGCACUUGAAGCGAACCCACAGCUUACAUGGAGAGAUAUCCAACAUCUAACAGUAUUAACGUCUAAAAGAAAUUCUCUUUUCGAUGCAAAAGGUCGAUUUCAUUGGACUAUGAAUGGUGUGGGGCUUGAAUUUAAUCAUUUAUUCGGUUAUGGUGUUCUUGAUGCUGGUGCUAUGGUUGCUUUGGCUAAAAAAUGGCAAACAGUUCCUCCAAGGUAUCACUGUCAAGCUGGAUCCGUUUUAACAAAUUUAAAAAUAACGCAAGAUAAUUCAAUUCAGCUGAAAAUAAAAACUGACGCGUGUGCUGGUACUGAAUCAGCCGUCAACUAUCUUGAGCAUGUACAGGCAGUAAUUACUGUAAACAGUACGCGACGGGGUGAUUUAGAGCUCUUCCUAACUUCACCCAUGGCAACCAGGUCAAUGAUUUUGAGUAAACGAGUAAAUGAUGAUGAUCAUCGUGAUGGAUUUACCAGGUGGCCAUUUAUGACUACACAUACUUGGGGUGAAUAUCCCCAAGGAACAUGGUUACUUGAGGUAAGAUUUAAUUCGGAAACACCACAGCAUGGAUGGAUAAAAGAAUGGACGUUAAUGCUUCAUGGUACCAGCGAGGCACCCUACACUGGAUUACCCGUUGCCGAUCCACAUUCAAAACUAGCCGUCGUUAAGAAAGCUCAUGAAGAGCGUUCAAGUGCGAUGUAACGAUUCUUCCCAUUGCUAUAAAAUUAUAUUUAAAAUUUAAACGGUAGAAUUUUUAUUUCAUACCAACACUGACCCGAACCAAAUAUUCAAAAAAUGAUUAAAAUCGAUCUAUAA
This is a messenger RNA of Microplitis demolitor, 2270 nucleotides long. RefSeq names its product neuroendocrine convertase 2 (gene amon). The transcript has 12 exons. Gene Ontology annotation, biological process: protein processing. Bases 201 to 2156 code for a protein of 651 amino acids. The record is from RefSeq and is a predicted model, not a curated record. Gene Ontology annotation, cellular component: trans-Golgi network; Golgi membrane. Lineage: Eukaryota; Metazoa; Arthropoda; Insecta; Hymenoptera; Braconidae. Gene Ontology annotation, molecular function: serine-type endopeptidase activity.